UGAGUCCAGCUUGUCCUCCAAUUGUAUACCUUCAUUGUUUUGUUUCAAGUAGGGGAAUUUCCUUACAUCAUAUUUACAGCACUGAGAUAGGCCUUCAAAAAAGUGCGGAUCAUGAUGCCAUAAUACCACUUUCAAUGCCCCUCUUUUUUGAGUGUCCGAAUAACUUGCCUUCAGUACCCAAUUGGAUUAAAGAAUAUGUUGUUAUCAUCGUAAUUAUUGCAAAGAAACAUUUGCAAUAAUUAAUCUGGGAAAGUUCAACACUGAAAAUGUAUGGCAAACCCUUGCCUGCACUCCUGAUAAGGUGACCUUCAAUGUCAUAGCUGAGGAAAUGCCCAAAUAAUCACAUUUUAUGAACAAUAUCAUGAAAGUAACUUGCUUCAUGUAAAUUGAGGAACAUCUAAGCUUUAACAUGUACUACAAAAGAGAAUGAUCAUUUUCAGCCUUGUUGAGCUGAGCUGCAGUGGUGAUUCAUAAUUUAGACAUGGCUUCCUCGCAAUAAGAGGUUUCUGUCUGCUAAACAGUCAAGUGCAAACAGAAAAGAAUUUGACUGGAUGUCUGUAGAUUUGACACGUGGAGAAACUCUUCCAAUUCACAUUAAUAUAACAUUUCCUUCCUUACCUUGUGAUGUUUUGAGUGUGGAUGCAAUUGACAUGUCAGGCAAGCAUGAAGUGGAUCUUGAUACAAGCAUAUGGAAACUUCGCCUGAACAGUUAUGGCCAUAUCACUGGCACUGAGUAUUUGUCAGACCUUGUAGAAAAGGAACAUGAAGCUCACAACCAUGAUCACAAUAAAGAUCAUCAUGAGGAUUCCCAUGCAAAACAGCACACGCAUGGCUUUGAUGACGCUGCUGAAACUAUGGUCAAGAAGGUGAAGCAAGCAUUGGCAAAUGGAGAAGGAUGUCGGGUUUAUGGGGUUCUAGAUGUCCAAAGGGUUGCUGGCAACUUUCAUAUUUCAGUUCAUGGAUUAAACAUUUUUGUUGCCCAAAUGAUUUUUGAUGGAGCUAAGCAUGUCAAUGUAAGUCAUAUUAUCCAUGACUUAUCAUUUGGACCAAAAUAUCCUGGAAUUCACAAUCCUCUUGAUGGGACAAUACGGAUUCUGCAUGAAACAAGUGGAACAUUCAAGUAUUACAUCAAGAUUGUUCCAACCGAGUACAGGUACAUCUCCAAAGAAGUUUUGCCAACUAAUCAAUUCUCUGUCACUGAGUACUUUUCUCCCAUGACUGAUUUUGAUAGGACAUGGCCAGCCGUUUACUUCUUGUAUGAUUUGUCACCUAUCACUGUCACAAUCAAAGAAGAACGGCGUAGUUUUCUUCAUUUUAUCACUCGGCUCUGUGCGGUUUUAGGUGGUACUUUUGCUUUAACAGGAAUGCUAGAUAGGUGGAUGUGCAGGCUUCUUGAGGCUCUGACUAAACCUAACCCUAGAAGCGUACUUCGAUAAAUGUAAUGUGCACAUGGCUAGUGUCAAUUCAUAUGCGACUCCAAGGGAUUCUCCAUGCAAAGCCCAUGAAGUACCCAGGUUUCAGCACUAGAUGUUGAUUUGAAAUUGCUGGUGGAGAGUUAAAAGCCAGGGCAGCCUUUGAUAUCUGUCCAUUUUUCAUCUCCAUUGUUAGGGUGGUAACUGAAGGUUUGUUAAAUGCUUGUAACACUAUUUUUAAAGCACACAGCAACAUUAUUGCUCGAGGGGGGGAAGUAUGAAGGUUUACAUGUGGGAUUCUUUCCAGGCGCACAGUUUUGAUUUAUUCUGGCCUUUAUAGAGUUUAAAUUUUUGUUCA
Molecule: messenger RNA, 1770 nt
Organism: Populus nigra (black poplar)
Lineage: Eukaryota; Viridiplantae; Streptophyta; Magnoliopsida; Malpighiales; Salicaceae
Exons: 10
Coding region: 552-1436 (294 amino acids)
Cellular component (GO): COPII-coated ER to Golgi transport vesicle; endoplasmic reticulum
Source: RefSeq, a predicted model, not a curated record